CUGACAUGACAUAUUUGACGUUUCAUAAAAUUUAUCAGAAGAUAAGACUUGCAAAAAAAAUUGUUCUUCUCCUUUAACAAAUACAUUUUCUUAUACAAAAUGCAUGGUAGACUAAAAGUACGCACAUCGGCGGAAGAGGCUGCCCGAAAGAAAAAAGAACAAGAACUCAAAGUCAAAGCUUAUCGAGCUGGAAUGGCAAAGAUUCAAUCAAAAAGAUCCAAAAACGAGCUAGACGAAGAAAUGCUAACAAUUUCGGGUCAAAUAUUGGCUAGAAAUCCUGAUGUCUAUACAUUGUGGAAUAUUCGUAAAGAAUGCAUUCUCAAAUUAAGUGAAAAACUAGAUGAAGAGGCUAAGCAGGCUGUAUUCGAUAAAGAUCUUGGUUUCGCCGAACAAUGUCUUCUUGCCAAUCCAAAGUCCUACGGCGCAUGGCAUCAUAGAUGUUGGAUAUUGGAAAAUUGUCCUAAACCAAAUAUGGACCGGGAAGUUGCCUUGUGCAAUAAAUACUUGAAGUUAGAUGAAAGGAAUUUUCACACCUGGGACUAUCGUCGUUUUGUAGUUGGAAAAGCUGGAAUUGAACCUACCAAAGAGCUGGACUUUUGCACUGAAAAGAUUCGCAAUAAUUUCUCAAACUACUCAUCGUGGCACUAUCGUAGCAAUCUCCUACCGAUAAUUCAUCCUCACGAGACGGACCCUCUGAGGCCUAUUUCUGAGGAAAAACUUAAAGAAGAACUCGAAAUGGUACUGACGGCUGCAUUCACUGAUCCGAAUGACAGUAGUGCGUGGUUCUAUCAACGUUGGCUCCUAGGUUACUCACGUCCAGAAUUGGACAUUGCUGCAUUCCGCAUAAACAGAAAGCAAGCUGUGAUUGCUUUUACCAAACCCAUCACUUCCAGUGAUUUCAAAAUUCAAAUAACUCCACCGCUUCAAGUGUUCUCAGAGUGGAAACCAGCGAAUGGUUCCUCAGCUGAUAGCACUUGGUUCAUUGAAGGCGACUUUACAAUCAGUGAAAAAGAAACUUGUAAGCCUGUUCUAUGUACCUUGGAGGGAAAAUAUUGUGCGUUGGAUUUAAAACGUUGUCAUGAUGGAUUCUUUGGUAUAAAAUGUCCCAGAUUCGAGUAUGAAUUUGGUGCUGCAGUUAUUGAUGAGUUGAAAAAUCAACUUGAUUCAUGCGAACAAUUGUUGGAACUUGAACCAGAUAGCAAAUGGACCCUUUUAACAACAGCUUUGCUUAUGAGAGCCAUUGAUCGUAGCAAACUCCAUGAAAAAUCAAUAGAAUACUUAACAAAGCUACAAACUAUUGAUUCGAUGCGAAAGGGAUACUACGAGGAUCUAGCAUCCAAAUGGAACACCGAAAAGUGCCUUGAAGAAUGGCAAACCUCAAAGAAAAUUCCCAACGAAAUUAGUUUAAAAAAUCUUAAUCUAACAUCAAUCUAUUAUGAUCAAUAUUUUAGUAUAGCGGAUGUCAUCGAUUUGAGUGAUAACUGCCUUUCAAAUCGCUCCAUUCCAAAGCUGAGCUCUUUUCGCUUUGCAAAGAAAAUAUCCAUGGAAAGUAAUAAAUUGUCGGCAAUUGAAAACAUUCCGAAUCUUAAGUAUUUAAGUGAAUUAUCUCUGAAAGAUAAUAAAGAUCUGCGAGAACAUGGAGACUCUUCAGUUGAUGCGAUAUGUGGAGAAGGAUUUAAAAUUAAUAUUUAAACAAUUUUGAUAAGAUUUUUCGGUGACUUCACUAUAUACAUACGUACAUAUUUAUAUUAUAUAUACCGAUAUAUUUAUUUGGUUAACAGUUCAAGACUGUUGUAUAUUAAGUAAAUAAAUGGGUUAGCAUAUUUUACACACAUUUCAAAAUAUAAAUAAAAACAAGUUUUGCAAGUUAAAAA
Messenger RNA from Eupeodes corollae, 1874 nucleotides. It is a transcript of the gene RabGGTa, whose product is annotated as geranylgeranyl transferase type-2 subunit alpha. Gene Ontology annotation, biological process: protein geranylgeranylation. The coding region runs from base 100 to 1692 and encodes 530 amino acids. The record is from RefSeq and is a predicted model, not a curated record. Gene Ontology annotation, molecular function: Rab geranylgeranyltransferase activity. The transcript has 7 exons. NCBI's taxonomy places the organism in Eukaryota, Metazoa, Arthropoda, Insecta, Diptera, Syrphidae. Gene Ontology annotation, cellular component: cytoplasm; Rab-protein geranylgeranyltransferase complex.